Messenger RNA from Ctenocephalides felis (cat flea), 576 nucleotides. Its product is annotated as zinc finger BED domain-containing protein 5-like. The transcript has 4 exons. Lineage: Eukaryota; Metazoa; Arthropoda; Insecta; Siphonaptera; Pulicidae. The coding region runs from base 1 to 576 and encodes 191 amino acids. The record is from RefSeq and is a predicted model, not a curated record.
AUGGAUAAAUACGUGACUGGGUUGAAAAGAAAAUUUAAUGAAGCAGAAGAAGAGGAUGGUGAAAAUAAUGGAAAUGUACUUCACAAAACAAUCAUUAAUGGUCAAGAACGACCAAUGUGUUUGCUGUGUAUGAAUACUUUGGCCUCAGAUAGCAUGAAACCAAAUAAAUUAACACGACAUCUGGAAAAAGUGCACGCCGAUCAUGUUGGAGAAACUUUAGUACUACCAGCAGCUAUUGACACAAUAGCUACGAUGUUUGGUGAAUCAUAUGCUGAUCAAAUUAAAAGCAUUCCGCUGGCAGAUAAUACGGUGGGAAGACGAAUAUCAGAUAUAUCUGAUGAUCUUUGCGAUCAGUUGAUAGAAAAAACUAAAUUAUCUUCUUUCGCGUUGCAAGUAGAUGAUGCUACCGAUGUUGCUAAGGAUGCAAUUGAAGGCAAAGCUACGGCGAGUAGUAUUGAAAAUGGUAUUUUAUGGGAGAACUGUGUUGGACUGUGCACUGAUGGAGCUCCAUCUAUGGCAGGAAAAAAUGCUGGUCUGCAGGCCCUAGUUCGAAAAGUGGCUCCUCGUGCAGUUUGA